GGGGCCAAGUAUGUCCGUUGUACGUCCCUUGACUAUACAUCUGCUUUCGACUCUGUACCUAGAGGUCUAUUGUUAAACAAGCUUAGCCUUACACAAACUGAGCCCUGGGCCAUCAACUGGCUACACUCUUACUUCUCUAAUAGGAUGCAGUACACGGUAUAUAAUGGUGUGUCUUCCUCUCCCUUGCUUACUGAAGCUGGAGUUCCUCAGGGUGCUGUUCAUUCUCCGUUUCUCUUUUCCUUCUUCUUACAUGAUUUACCUCUCUCAAAUGAAAUCAACUUCGUCAAAUAUGCAGAUGACCUGUCUGUAUCGUUUCCCAUUAAGUCUCAGUCAGACUGUCUCAAAUUAAAUAGCUUCCUGUCGGACAUCAGUCAGUGGUCCAAACUAAAUGGUCUCGUGCUGAAUCCCUCAAAAUGCCAGACUAUUGACUUCUCCCUUAGGCAUAAACGAGAUCUACAAACACUAGUAAGUUCUCAUGAAAACUGUUGCAUUGAGGGGACUACAAUUGAAACUAAGUCUAGUGCAAAAUACCUCGGUCUAGUUCUAUCUUCCGACCUUACUUGGACAUCUCAUAUCCUAACGAUUUCUAAUAAAGUGUUCUGUCUUACCUACAACAUUAAGAAACUUAGACAAUCUGGAAUCACCCAACCUCUAAUUUCACAAUUUGUCAACUCUUGUAUCUUACCUAUUCUACUUUACUGCUCCCCGUUAGUCUUUCCUGGUCUACUGAAAAAGGACUAUGCCAUCCUGAGAAGGAUGUUGAAGGUAGUCAGUAGGACUAGUGGUGUAAAACUCAGUCAGCUAGUCACUACUUUAGUUGAUAGGCAUCUGAAUACAUGCGAAAAAUGGUCUAAAACCAUAUUCUCCGACCCCCUACACCCCCUCUAUUCCCAACUCUCGCCUUGUAUCUCAUCAAGUAAAACCAGAAAUCAGUAUAAAAUAAUCUAUGCUCGUACAACCAAGUACAGGAACUCAACGAUACCAUACUUCGCCCGUGUUCUAAGCGACAGAGACAAUGUUAAGAGUGAAACUUAUGACUUGCUCUGUUAUUAACGACAUAAUUUUAGGCUCUUUUAUUUCUCUCUUAUUUCGUAUUCUUUAGAGAACUUCUUCUCAAACAUACUUAGCUACCUAAAAUAUUAACAUUGGCUUCCUUUUUUGUACUGUACUAUAUUCCUUCUAUUGUGUAUCCACUGGUUACGACUCUAUUAGCACUAUGAGUAUUACAAAAUUGUCCUGUCAUUAACCAUCAUGUAAUAUUAGUUUUGUGGCUGUUUUUUCUUAUUUUUCUAUACUUUUCGGCAAUAUUAAACUGACAAUCAUUGGUUGUGAACGCCAUAGUCACCACCUUAAAAAAUUUUGUAUUAUUCAGGAUUACUAACACUACCACCACAAACACUGCAUUAGACUUUGGUACUUUUUCACAUUUUGUGUUUAUCCUGUUUUUUGGCUGUUGGUGUUUGUUUAAUACUUAUUUUAAAUGUCUGUAAAAUUAGAUGCAAAUAUUGUAGAUAUGUGCUGAAAAUUCCACACUGUACCACUAGUACUGUUUCUGGAAUAAAGCAAAUUAUUAUUAUUAUUAUCAUUAUGAAC
Messenger RNA from Trichobilharzia szidati, 1593 nucleotides. NCBI's taxonomy places the organism in Eukaryota, Metazoa, Platyhelminthes, Trematoda, Strigeidida, Schistosomatidae. The record is from the annotation of a GenBank genome assembly.